Messenger RNA from Cuscuta campestris, 2643 nucleotides. Lineage: Eukaryota; Viridiplantae; Streptophyta; Magnoliopsida; Solanales; Convolvulaceae. The record is from the annotation of a GenBank genome assembly.
GGCAAAUUCUUGGGACAUAUGGUGAGCAGGCGCGGUAUUGAGCCCAACCCUGAGAAGGUGCGCGCCAUCCUUGACAUGGAAGCUCCACGAAAUGUCAAGGAGGUGCAGCGCUUGACCGGUAAGUUGGCUGCGCUCAGCCGCUUCCUUUCCAAGGUAGCAGACCGAGCCGCUCCGUUCUUCCAAGCUGUGAAGAAGUCCCGAGGGUUCGUGUGGACGGAAGAAUGCCAACAAUCCUUUGAAUCCCUCAAGUCUUACCUCCUCUCUCCUCCGGUUCUCGCGAAGCCCGAAGCGGGGGAGACGUUGUCCUUAUAUUUGGGAGUUUCACCCAAAGCUUUGAGCUCGGUCCUAGUCCGAGACGAAGGUGGAGCUCAGCACCCGGUGUAUUAUACGGCAAAGACGCUGAGGGGUGCCAAGCUCAGAUACUCUGUAGCCGAAAAGACGGUCCUCGCCGUGGUCUCAACCGUGCAGCGUCUAACACCCUACUUCCAAGCUCACCCGGUUCAAGUGCUCUCCCAACAGCCCAUUGGUGCGCUGCUCAGGAGCCCGAACGCGCCUUCGCGCAUGUCCAAGUGGGCGGUGUUUCUUGGAGCUUUCCAGAUCGAAUUCAAGCCAAGGCCAGGGAUCAAGGGCCAAGCGCUAGCUGACUUCGUGGUGGAGUGCACCGCUCGGGAGGAGCCGAGCCCAGAAGAGCCGGAAGCCGAUGACUGGUGGAUAGUUUUUACCGACGGCUCCUCCGCCGCCAAAAACUCGGGGGGUGGAGUGGUAGUCAUCGCUCCCGAAGGCUUCAGAGCAUACUACUCAAUUCGAUUCGUUUUCAAUGCAUCAAACAAUGAAGCGGAAUAUGAAGCGCUCCUGUGCGGGCUACGCCUAGCAGCCGGGAUGAACGCAACAAAGCUAAGGGUAAAAUGUGAUUCAAAGCUGGUGGUUGGCCACGUCUCGGGUGAGUUCGAGGCGAAGGACGAAAGAAUGAAGAAGUACAGAGAUACCGCUCUAGAGUUGCUUAAGAAUUUCACCGCAUAUAGUGUGGAGCAGAUCCCUCGGGCGGAGAAUGCCGAGGCGGAUAUCUUGUCGAAGCUGAGCUCAGAUACGCCCGAGCAUAUCAGGCGGAUGGCGAACGUGGAAGAAUUGUCCGAGCCGAGCAUCCAUGCCUUCCCCGUGGGGAUGAUCUGCGCUCGGCCAAGAGAUUGGAUGGACGACAUAGUCGCCUUCUUGAAGGAUGGCGCCCUCCCGGACGACGCGGUAAAGGCCAAGUUGGUCCGCACUAGGGCGCCCGGGUACACUUUGGAGGGUGAAAAGCUAUACAAGCGAGCAUACAACGGUACGCUACUCAGGUGCCUCCGACCAGCUGAAGCGGAGCAAGUCAUGGAGGAGGUGCACGCGGGGAUCUGCUUCGCCCACCAAGGAGCCUACGCGGUAUCAAGGAAGAUAACCCUCCAAGGAUAUUUUUGGCCAACGAUUGUUAAGGAUUGCGCAGAGUUUGUGAGAAAGUGCAAGGUGUGCCAAAAGUUCCAGAAGGUACCGGGGAGGCCUUCGACAAACUAUACCCCCAUCAGCACCGCUAUCCCGUUCGCGCGGUGGGGGGUGGACCUCGUAGGUGCGCUUCCCAGAGGUACCGGGAACGUGCGAUAUGUCAUUGUAGCCAUCGACUACUUCACCAAGUGGGUGGAGGCGUCCCCGUUGGCGAGCAUCACUGGAGCUCAAUGCCAGAAGUUUCUCGCGAAGCAAGUCAUCUGCCGCUUCGGCGUUCCCGAACACGUAAUCACAGACAAUGGAACACAAUUCGAAUCUAAGCCCUUCAACGACUUUCUCGAAAGUUGGGGGAUCAAGCACAGCUAUGCGUCGGUUGGGUACCCGCAGACGAACGGGCAGGUCGAGAACGCCAACCGAACGAUAGUCGACGGGCUGAAGCGGAAGUUGGAAGCUUGUGGAGGGGAGUGGGCAGAGGAGUUGCCCUACAUAUUAUGGACUUACCGGACCACGCCCCGAAGGGCAACCGGGGAAACCCCGUUCGCUCUAUGCUACGGAUUUGAGGCAAGGGCACCCGCAGAGAUCUCCAUCGCAACCCAUCGGGAGGCGGUCUUUGACCCCGAGCGCAAUGAGGAAGCCCUGGCAGCUGAGCUCCACCUCGUGCAUGAAAGACGAGAGGCGGCCUUCAUUCGGGCAGAAAAUUACCGCAGGAAGGUGAAGAGCUACCAUGAUGGGCGCGUGCGCGCGCGAGGAUUCGUUGAAGGAGAUUGGGUAUUACGCAAGAGAACGGUGAGCCGCCCCCUAGAAGGAGGAAAGUUUGCCAAAAAUUACGAAGGCCCGUACAUCAUCAAAGAAGCGGUGGGUCCUUCGACGUUCCGCCUGCAGACGCCGAGCGGAGGGGACGUGCCAGGACAUGGAAUGCCGAGAACUUGGUUAAGUUUUAUCAGUAGAUCUCUUAUGUACACGGACCCCAAAGUGGGAACCCGUAGAUCUUUUCGGUUGAACUCAAUGGAAUGAAGUUUUUUGCGAAAAGAACCUGCUUGAGCACCCGCGCUCGGCGCUCCUCCUCAAGAGGGAAACUGAGUGCAGACCAUACCCGGAUGUUCUUCCCGGAUGGAGGUCACACUCGCGCUCGACGCUCCCCCCAAGAGAGGCCGAGCGCAGACCAUACCCGGA